Molecule: messenger RNA, 2580 nt
Organism: Etheostoma spectabile (orangethroat darter)
Lineage: Eukaryota; Metazoa; Chordata; Actinopteri; Perciformes; Percidae
Exons: 3
Coding region: 752-1438 (228 amino acids)
Source: RefSeq, a predicted model, not a curated record
CAACCCACUGAGGUCUGAACCACCGUCCUGUAGCAGAAAGGUGAACUCACCCCGGGCUGCAGAGUGUGAGGAACAUCGUCCCACGUGAGGUCGACGGUAAGGGCAACCAUGGGGUCCCGGUGUCCCCGCUCUCCCAACACCAUCCGCACAUUUCAGCCCCGGACACCUCUGAUAGGAGUGGAGGAGGCGUCGUGACUUGUGCAGUUUUUUUUCAUGCGUAAUUGUCCUCAUCACUGGAUGUAACGGCCGCGGGGACGCCGGCUCUAUACAGUCACGGAUUCUUGGAUCCUUCAUCCAACAUUUACGCGUUUUAUGAUCAGAAGGAAAUUGCUGACAUAUUUUCCGGAACGUCCUUUUCCUUGGAAGACAUUGACGGCUGUUGUGCUCUGUCACUGUAUUGUUUUUAUUUCACGUUUGGAGAAAGAAAAAGUCAAAGAGUGGGCUUUGACUUUUGACUGCGCAACACAGAAAGAUAUGAGCUGUACAUGCAUACGCGCGUAACUGCCGCGCCGCCCGACAAUGAAUAACGCGUUGUGCGUGUUUUGUCAGUGAAAGCUGCGUGGGUAAGUUUUCAGAGGCACUGCUCCUGUCAGACAGAGACUUUGACAUCUGAGGGAAACAAUUGGGAUUGUUUAAAAAAAAAAAAAAACUGUUACUUUCAAGCAAGACAAGUCUGGAGAGUGCUGUUUUUCAUUCUGGAUUGUUUGCGCCUUGGUGACCGUGCACAUCCAAACCUUCCUGAGGUAUUCACAUGGUAGAAACGAUGUUUUUAUGCAACACGAGUGCUAUAAAGGACUGGAGCUAUUUUCUGUCUCAGAUUUUGCCUCUGAUGAAUAAAACUACAGGUUUGGUAAACAUCGACAAAGCGGAGGAUGUGACGACCACGAUGGUGACAGCUCUGCAGCCGGACAGCGCCAUGAGCGCGAGUAACCCGCCGCUCAACUCCAACCACACCUCGGGCAUGGAGCACGUCUUUCAGUACUCUUAUUCCGAGAGUGACCUGCUGUACACGGACUACCGCACACCUGCACGAGACUCCAUCCCGCUGCCCAAAGCGGUUCUCUACCUGGUCAUGGCUGCGCUGGUGGUGGUGGCGGUGGCGUAUGCCAUAGUUGGACACCUGGUCAAAGACGUGGUUAAUGAGUUUGUCGGUGGAGGCAGGUCGAUGGUUGCUGAAGGUGACGGUGGUGAAAGCAGUGAACCAGACUGGGUGUUUGGCUCUCGUCGAGUUAGCAGCCGCAACAAGACGGAGAUCAACUGCAUCAGCAACAACAUGAACGAGAUGAGUGAGUUGGGCGAGAGGCCCCAGCUGGUGGAGAUGGGCUACGUAUCCCUCAACCACUCUAACUGCCUGAGCUCCAUCAGAUCGGAGGAGACAGUGGUCACCAUAGACGAGACGUUACAGCAGCGACCCCCAGACACUCACUCUGGGACCUAACCUGGGACCUUCUCACCUUAACCGGAGAGUUCUACAGCAGCGUGUUGCUUUUCUUGUGCAAGUGGAUUCACAAGUCGGUCCUGAAUUGACGCUCUAUCCACUCUUUUCUCACCUGUAGGUGGGCUGUAAAACCUGCAACUUUGGAGCCAGAAGGGACUUUGAAUUGUAGGCUAUUGCUGGAACGUUACAGGCAUUGGAUGCUGAUGUCUGCAUCUGAUUAGACUUCUUUCUGCGGAGAUGACAAGAGAGGACGGCUGCAGCUGUUUUGUUUUUUGUAAAUUUUGUUCUUAUCGUGCUGUCCCUUUUAUCAAGUGACCCCUUGUGAAAAUACCACCCUGGUAUCGCGACAUGCACUUCACUUUAACCACAAACAGUAUGUAAUCCCUCUAAAUAUAGGAUGCACGCUAGUCAGUGCUUAUUGUAAUGUCGCUGCUAUCGCACAGUUAAAAACUUUCCUUUCAUAAAAGCAAUCACAUCAACUACUUUUUUUAUUUCCCUGGUUGCUGUGAGACACUUAAAGAUGUUUUUUGUAAUUAUUGUAAAGUUUGUAUCAAGCACUUUCAAUGACACCGGAAGGCUACAAAUGCUCUUUUUCGUGUGACAACGCUGUAAUUACUGGGGACACAAAACUUACAACACGUUGAUAAAUGAAAAGUAUUUCCUAGUUUGAUGUUAUUAGCUCGACGUGAACAAGCGCUGAAUCACCUUUAAGAGCUAUGGUUGCAAAAAAUGACACAUAGAAGUAAGCCAUUGUUGUUUGGCCCAUAUAUAAGAAACUCCUUUCAGUGAUCAAAAUUUAUGAUUUCUGUCAAAAAAUGGCCUCACCUAUGAAGCAAACGGUGUUGAUUGUUUGUUGAUCCUUGUAAUAUUUCAUGUGAAAUGGCUUAAUGUCAAAGCCUUUGUUUACCUUUCUUCCAGCACGGUUAAGGGCUAUGGACCACUGCUGUUGAGUCUCAGCGCUGUGAUUGGCUGAAGAGUUUCUGAUCUGCAGCUGAGAUACGCUGAGGGGUGGAGAUGAUGAUUACAUUCUUUAUCUCAAACCUGAAUGAAAUAUCUGGGAUCUGUCAACUUCACAUUGACAUACAUUUGCUGAAUAAUCUUGUUAGUUCCACAAUAAAUAGACAUUUUGGUAACACUUUAUC